AUCGUGUUUUUAGUCGGACGUUAUUAUUAAACGGACCGCAAACAUGGCUGCCCCUGGAAGUGGCAAUGGAGAGCAGUUAGCUAACUUUUCUUAGUUAUAUAAGAAAAAUAGUAUUAAUAGAAAGGACUAUAGUUAGAAAACAUGGGGUUUAUUAGACACGUUGUCUGCGCCAUGUCUGGCGGCGUUGACAGCUCUGUCGCGGCGUUGUUACUAAAGAGAAGAGGCUAUAGUGUAACUGGCGUUUUUAUGAAGAAUUGGGACUCACUGGAUGAGAAAGGGGUGUGCACUACAGAGAAAGACUGUGAGGACGCCUACAAAGUGUGUCAGACCCUGGACAUCCCCUUCCAUCAGGUGUCUUAUGUCAAAGAGUACUGGCAUGAAGUGUUCAGUAAGCUACUGAAGGAAUAUGAGAAGGGCAGGACACCAAACCCAGAUAUACUAUGCAACAAGCAUAUCAAAUUCAACCAUUUCCACAAGUAUGCUGUCAACACUCUGGGUGCUGAUGCCAUGGCAACGGGCCACUACGCCAGGACGUCGCAGGAAGACGAAGAGGUUUUCCAACAGAUGCACACAGGCCCGCCUAUCACUCUCUUCAGAGAUCGAUUUGAGAUUAGAAAUCCGGUGAGGUUGUACAAAGGAGCAGAUCUCCUCAAAGACCAAACUUUCUUCCUCAGUCAGAUCUCCCAGGAUGCCUUGCGACAAACCAUGUUCCCACUGGCCGGACUCACCAAAGAGUUUGUCAAAAAGAUUGCUGCUGAGGCAGGGUUUCACCAUGUGCUGAAGAGGAAAGAGAGCAUGGGCAUCUGCUUCAUUGGGGAGAGAAACUUCGAAAGCUUUAUUUUGGAGUAUCUGGAACCUAAGCCAGGGAACUUUGUCUCCAUUGAGGACGGGACUGUCAUGGGAACACACAAAGGCUGGUUCACUCUGACGCUGGGCCAGAGGGCGAGGAUAGGGGGGCAGAGAGACGCCUGGUUUGUGGUGGACAAAGAUGUCGCUACUGGAGAUGUGUUUGUGGCUCCAACGACCAAUCACCCGGCUCUUUUCCGUGACACGGUGCGGACCGACCGCUUCCACUGGGUAACAGUGGACCCGCCUCCUGAGCUAGCCAGGACCCAAAUGAUGGAGUGUCAUUUCCGCUUCAUCCACCAGAUGCCGCUCACUCCCUGUACAGUGACACUGAACAUGAACGGCUCUGUGUGGAUCUCACUCUCCCAGCCAGUCAGAGCUCUGACACCUGGACAGUUUGCUGUGCUCUACAAAGGAGACGAGUGUCUGGGUAGUGGGAAGAUCGUCCAACUGGGGCCCAGUGAAUACACACUCCAGCAGGGCAGAGAACGGUUGGUAGCAGCCGCCCAGCACAAGGAGCAGGAGACCCCUGAACCAGCCAGCUGAGAUGACCUCACAGCCCGGGCGUGGUGGUACUUUAGGUAGAGCACCCAGUUUAUGAAAAUAAACUGUCUCUUAGACAGGGCUUUGUGACAUAGUGCCUGUUCUGGAGGCUGUAAACGGUUGAUUGUUUUUAAACUUGGACGCAUCAACAGUAUCGAUAACACAAGCAAAAAAGGGAUUCCUGUACUGCUUUUAGUAUUUUGUGUUUAGAUACGAUGACGUUUCCGACUAUUCGCUUUUACAUCUAACAUUACUAAAUAGAUCUACACUGACACCACAGCAAUCAUCGUCAGGUACAGUAUGUUUGUUUCAGCUUGUAAUAUACAUGGGUUGUCAUUUAACGUUCAUGAUGUCAUAAGAUCUGCUGCUAUUGUUUGCAAAGAAGACCUGCACCUUGGCAUAAGGUUAUUUAAGGCAAAAAAAGAAAGAAAAAAGACUGUUGGAUAAUGAUGUACUAGAUCUGGAGUGCUGGAUGUAUUUUCAAAAUAAUUUCCAUCUAAGACGUGCUGGAGGAUAAUUGCCAGAAUUGUGGUUACCCUUUGGAAUUGGAGUUCAGAAAUCAAAAUCAAGCUCACCUUUUUAAAAAGUAUUCAGCUCUAAAAUAUUUCCAUAGAUGGAAAACAUUCCACCCUUCAAAAUAUAUUAGUAGAGUUUUUGUCUCCAUACAGUACUCAAUGUUAUGACCUGUGGCCUGGAAGAAAGGCUGUGUUUUUCAAGGACUCUGGUAGUCUGAGCUCUUUACUGAUGUUUUCUGUAUCGUAAUAGUAGGAAACCUGUGACCCAGGCAAAUGGAAUGGAUGGUGGGAUUUGACUCUAAGCUAGCAGGGUCACUUGUGGGUCCAGAGAUGGUGGACAUGACACAUUUUUUUUGGCCCUCUUGACUCAUCUGUGAAUGAAAGUAACUGUGAUAUUCUCUUGUUUGUUCAGUAUAAUGGGAUUCAAGCUUGUCAUUUACUGUAGCUUUUCUUAUCAUCUGAGGCUGCUCAUAUUUUCCAUGAAUUUGCCUCCUGUACCUUUUUCUGAUUGACUGUCAGUCAUGUUCACCCUGCCUCUGUGCCAACUGCAAACCUCUAAGACUAAUGAAAAUCCUCUUUUGUUGAGUUAUGACACCUCCACUUGGUUCAUUGAAUCAUUGUCACAAAACAAGAUAACUUUUCUUUCUGUUUGUUCUUUGGAGUAUUCACUCUGCACCCUUUUUUGUGUUGUUUUGAAGUCUUCUCCUCUAAGGAGAAAUUAUGUUCAGAAGCCAGUUGAUGGUAAACAUAGGAGAAACAUGCCAAGUUACAAGCAACUGAAUAAGAAACAAAAAAAACCCAAAUAUGGUUUUAUUUGUUAUUUAAGCUCUUUUACACGUCAGUCACAUUUUGAGACGGUUUUUAACAAAAUGUGCCACUUGGUUCAAUUGUUCUAAAUAAUUGAAAAGACAAUGAAAUUGUUCAUCUUAUUGCUCAACUGUUUUAUGCUGUCAUGCAUAUUGAUUCAUUUAAAGAAAAAAAAGAAAAAAAAGUGCCUUUUCUCUUCAGUUGGCAUUGUUGUAGGUCGUGGAACAUGAGUCCUUCCUUAACUACAGACUGCAAAUACUUGAACAUUUACGAAUGAGUGAAUAAACCUAAUAAGUGA
Messenger RNA from Siniperca chuatsi (mandarin fish), 3009 nucleotides. RefSeq names its product tRNA 5-methylaminomethyl-2-thiouridylate methyltransferase (gene trmu). Gene Ontology annotation, molecular function: sulfurtransferase activity. Gene Ontology annotation, cellular component: mitochondrion. The record is from RefSeq and is a predicted model, not a curated record. Gene Ontology annotation, biological process: tRNA wobble position uridine thiolation. NCBI's taxonomy places the organism in Eukaryota, Metazoa, Chordata, Actinopteri, Centrarchiformes, Sinipercidae. The transcript has 11 exons. The coding region runs from base 142 to 1392 and encodes 416 amino acids.